This is a messenger RNA of Gossypium arboreum, 2495 nucleotides long. Its product is annotated as probable prolyl 4-hydroxylase 7. The transcript is spliced from 4 exons. NCBI's taxonomy places the organism in Eukaryota, Viridiplantae, Streptophyta, Magnoliopsida, Malvales, Malvaceae. Gene Ontology annotation, biological process: peptidyl-proline hydroxylation to 4-hydroxy-L-proline. Gene Ontology annotation, molecular function: procollagen-proline 4-dioxygenase activity. The record is from RefSeq and is a predicted model, not a curated record. Gene Ontology annotation, cellular component: endoplasmic reticulum. Bases 1976 to 2308 code for a protein of 110 amino acids.
UUAUAAAAACGCCUUACUUUAAAAAAAAAAUGGCGCUUUUUUUUCCAAAUUCCCCCUUCCUUCGAAACCCUAAAUUUUCCCCUAAAAUUGGAAUACUCAAAACCCCCUUUUCACACACACCGUUUUCAUCGGUUUACCUUGGAACCCAUACGAUCCCUUCCCCUUUCCCUUUCCCUUUCCCUUUGGUUUUGAAAAAACCCAAUUCUUAUAUUCAUUAUUCUGUUCUUAAUUUCGGUUUUGAUUUUUCUAUGUUCUUUCUUCAAAUUUUUAGACUCUCUGCAAAAUUUGAAGGACCUGCCUCUGGGCUCUGUACUUAAAUCCUAGUCUAAAGACAUGCAAGCAAGAAUGCAGAUUUUUGUUCAAACAGAUUCAAACAAUUAAAGAUACAAUGGAUUUGUACUGCAGAAUGCGGAUUCAAGACAUGCAACUUGCAAGCAAGAAUCAAGAGUAUUUUUCAGGAUUCAGUGGAGGUGAAAGGAAGCGCAAUGAGAUUUUGCAGCUUGCGGUAAUAUGAUAUAAUGUCUUCUGUAAUUCAUUGUGGAAUUGUUUUGUCCUCAUUUGAUAGUUGCAAUGGAAUAUUCUUGUUUGAACUUAGAAUUGCUGUUCAUGGCUUACAUGCUAUUGUAGGAGCUAUUACUAUACACUAUUUUAAUAUUUCAGCUUUAUUAAUAAUUUUUAGAUAUGGAUGGAUGGCUAGGAUUAUAAGUUUUCCUUAGAGUUUUAAUACAGGGCUAGGAUUGAAGUCUGGAAUCCUAGUAUAAAUUGGCUGUAAAUUAGAUUUACAGCCACCUUAUUGUUUUCUUUUAAUUAAUAGACUUAAGAAAUUAGAGGUUUUCAACCCUACGGUCUCCCCCCCCAGAAAUUAGAGCUUUUAGAAUCAAUUGCAGCAUGUAAGUUGCAGCCUUUUGUCAACUAACUAAAUAAUGAUGAUUGAAUUUUUUUAGCUAAAGAAUGACCAAUAACUUAAUAGACUAGUCCUGUUUUAGAAGGUAGAACUUGCUCUUUCUCUGUAUAUCUGUAUUGUAAUAGUCAUAUGGGCUCUUUUGAGUUUGGCAGCAACUAAUUGAACUUGGAUGGGGCAUUUUCAUCAUUACAUGAGCAAAGUUAUUUUUGACUUGUACAAUACCAUUAUAACAGCCAUGAACUGGAAUUACAUGUGAUAUUAGUAACUUGUACCAGCCCUUAAGGCUUCGACUUUACUUAAAACAGGAAUUACAUGUGAUCUUUGGCAAUUUUGCCCAGUAGAAUUAAGCUAAUUUUAUGGUUCUAGCUUUAAUUAAUGCAGGACUGAGCAAUACUUCCUUUACAGGUCAGUUUCCUGUUUCUCUGUCAUGGAUGGAUAUAUUUAUUGGAAUAUGGGACUAAGUAACUUAAUACAAAGAUGUUAUGCCUUAUAUCAUUUAGGUGUCAACUUUAUUUUAACAGAUGUUAUGCCUUAUAUGAUGCUAUAUGAGACAAAUAUAUUCCAUAGUUUUUCUUAUCCUUCUGUUUUUGUGCCGUUAUACUCUCUAAUCACAUGAUUUCCCUAAGCCAACCCCGUCAAUAAUGAUUGAUUGCUGAUGUAACAAUGUUUGAUUGCUAAUCACAUGAUUUUCACUUUUGUUUUCUCUUCAAAGUCUGCCGUUAAGUUUACAGUGAGCCAGUUGACUGCAUUUCUUUUUUCAUUUUUUACAACUUUUUCUGACCAACAAUUUAUUUGUUACAUAUAUGUUUUAUUUUAUUUUAAUCGUUAGUUGUAUGUCACUUCUAGGAUAAGCCAAAAUAAAGUGAAGAACUUAUUGUUUCCAAUUAAAAUUUUCUGACAUCUGCCAGAAAUUUUAUGAAGCUUUCUUACGGAAACAUUAAAUAUUUUGGCAGCCGCCAAUUAAAUUCACUCUUAAAUGGAAGAUAUUUGAAAAAAAGAAAACAAGCAAGCAAACAAACAGAUUAAUUCUUUUGCGAAUAUUGGAUCCAAAAAAAUAGAAUUUCUUUUCUCAUGGAGUACCGGUAUUUUCUCGGAUUCUUUCUUCUUCUUUUGAUCAAUUUUACUUUGGUUUCGGCUGAGAUUAAUGGAUCGGUGCUUAAAAUGAGAGGAGGAACUUCUUCUGUUCAAUUUGAUCCCACUUCUGUUACUCAACUCUCAUGGCGCCCCAGGGCUUUUAUUUACAAUGGAUUUUUAUCAAGUGAGGAAUGUGAUCACCUUAUUUUUCUGGCUAAGGAUAAGUUAGAGAAGUCAAUGGUGGCAGAUGAUGUAUCAGGCCAGAGUAUUGAAAGUGAAGUUCGAACCAGCUCCGGCAUGUUUCUUGAGAAAGCUCUAGUAUAUAAAUGAAUUGUCUUUCAUUCCUUUUUUUAGCUUAAAGCUGUGAAAUUACUAGAAUUUAUGUUAAUUUAAGAGAGGAAUGCUGAAUUUAUGAGUCGAAUUGUUGAAUUUAGAAGUAAAAUGAAUUGAUCUAUUAUCCAUAUGAUCUUGUUUUUAUGUAAUUUUAUGCAAUCUUAUUCUUGCUUUGUUUAAGAAA